Messenger RNA from Danaus chrysippus (African queen), 1641 nucleotides. The record is from the annotation of a GenBank genome assembly. NCBI's taxonomy places the organism in Eukaryota, Metazoa, Arthropoda, Insecta, Lepidoptera, Nymphalidae.
AUGAACGACGAAGAUAUUCAAAUAUUAAAUGGAAACAAUUACUCACAAGUGAGCCAAAUAUUGGAAGAUUUCUUAAAAACUAACGAUGAUAUUUUCACAUUUCCAUUUCUCACCGAGAACAACAGGAGAGUUUCUUUGUGGGCUGCAUUAUUUCAACAUCUACAAAAUAAAUCUUCAGAGCCAAUACAUACUCUGUGUUUAGCUACCAUAAGACUCUUAAGUCGGGAUAAACAUGAACUAGAGAGUCUUAUUUGUGAGAAAUGGGUACUAACAUUGAUUGAAAGAGCGGGUUUGUUUAACUUCGUGGACCCAGAGGACACUAUGGAAAUCAACAUGCCGGCCAAGGAAGUAGUGAUGGAAGCAUUGAAAUGUCUAUGUAACAUAGCAUUUAACAGUGAAGUGGCACGAGCUCUGUGUGCACAUUCUAGUAUCGCUCAAGGCCUUGUGGCUAGACUACGAUCCUACAAAGAGAUUCCGUUCAAAGAUGACAUAAUGUUGUUUGAUAUGAAGCUGCUGUUCAUCUUGACGGCUUUAAGACCGGAUAUUAAGACAAAGAUAAAGGACGAAUUGCACGGAAUGGAUUAUUUGGUGAGCUGUAUGAAUGAGCUGGUGUUGGAGUCUCAAGAACCGCAGCAAGAUGUUGCCGGAUGUACCGACAUUGAAAUGAGUCAUAACUGUUUACUGCAGGAUCACCAGCAAGCGAUUGCAUGCGAAAUACUGAAGACUCAGUUCAAUCUGACCUUGCACUCGGGCUCCAGCGAUCCCGUGAGUGAGGAGGAAGAAGUCAUCUAUUUGAAACUAAUGCCAUCGCUGACGGCACUUCUGUAUGCUCGCACAACAUCCCAGGAGAAACUUAUGGAGUUGCAUAGCAAUAUUGCUAAUUUACUUACAAGUGUGCCGCCAGUAUUCUACCAGUUUCUGACUCCCGAGCUGAACGAAGGUGAAUCAGCCCAGUAUGUGUACGAUGGUUACAACAUGGACGCUCUGCAGUCACUGCUGCAGCUUUUGCUGUACAGAUUAUCCAUCACUGAGACAACCAAAAAUCAAUACGAGAACCUGUCUCCAAUACUGACAGUGCUGAAUAAGAGUGCGAGGAGUUGUCGGGUUCAGAGGAAGUUCUUGAGGCAGGAGGUGUUGCCGCCACUGAGGGAUGUGUCCCGCCCGCCAGAACAAGGAGAUACUUUGAGGAACCAGCUCUGCCGGCUUCUGACCACGCCUAUCACCUCUGUUAGGGACCUGGUGGCAGAGUUCCUCUUUAUACUGUGCAAGGAAAAAGUCGGCAGAAUGGUGAAGUACACGGGAUUUGGGAACGCAGCCGGGCACUUGGCUCAGAAGGGGUUGAUGGGUGGAGGGCGCGGGCCGACGUACUCCUCGAGCAGUGACUCAGACACCGAGGAGUACCGGGAGGCCGAGCCACACAUCGACCCUGUGGUGGGGUGCACCAGGCCGCCUCGGAAUAAUCCUUGGGAGGGAAUGACUGAGGAACAGAAGGAAUACGAAGCCAUGAAACUGGUGAAUCUGUUUGAUAAGAUGCUGUCCCAGGGAGUGGUUAAGCCGGCAAGGGUUGGUCCGGACGGCCGGCCGCAGACCCUAGAACAUGUCUUGGAGCUCCGGGAACAACCACACCGAUCAAACUCAUAA